ACUGGGUUUUGUGUGUGAAAAGCAAAAUGUAAACAAAGUGAAUGUGUAUUCGCCAGCUGCUGUUGCAGACCUAUAAAAAUAGUGAAAAGUGAUUUUCGGAAAAUUUUGCGGAAUAAAAGUAUUAAAAGAUUUCGAUUUAAUUUAGAUAAAUAUUGCAAAAAAAAUGACUGAUUUUGUAAUACGACACUCAGGCUAUAAAAGGACCACAGACAAACAGUAUAGUCUGCUGACACACGAAAUGUCCAGGUUUUCUUUGCAAAAUCGCUCUGGUAAAAAAGUGGAUGCUAUAAAACAUUGGAACAAUUUGACAGAAAAACUAAAUGCUCUAGGACCACCCUAUCGUACAAUACCCCAAUGGAAAAAGGUUUGGACAGACUUUCGGCGCUUUCACAGUAAACGUGGCUUCAAAUCAAAACCAAAAUUUACAAAAUCCAUUAAAAAAGAACCCACACCCUACAAUCAACUCUUUCCCACAGACGUAGCCGAGGAGCAAGCAGAACAGGAGCAAGUUCCAAAUGCUGAACAGAAAAAAGCAGCAACUUCCAGUAAAGUAGCGCAAUUUCUAAGAUCUGAAUGGGAAGAAUAUGGUGAAAAUUCACAAUCAAUGCAUUCAACACACUCCAAUGAUUAUGCCGAUGAGUAUUCAUAUCCCGACAGACAUUCCUCUCAACCGUCAGAUACGGAAUUACAUGAGACUUUGAUACCUGAUGAAUCACCUUACGAUUCUUAUACAUAUGCUGAAGCUCCUCACGAAGAAACACUAACACGUUCCGCAGUUCAACCGCCUCCAAUGCAACAUCAUCAUCAACAGCCCUCAGUUCAACAACAACAACGACAUCAUCAACAACAUGAUUCAAUACCGCCACCUUUACAACCCGCAAAUACUCGUCUCUUAGAUCAAACUCUUUAUACCCUACAAAAUCAAAUGGAACAUCAAACUAAGCUUUUGGAACAUCUUUCACAAAUUUCCAGCACUAUGGCAAGCUUAAUGGAACGUCAAGUUUUGGCGGUGGAAAAACAAACCGAAGCCAUGCGACGUCAAGCUUCCGCUACAGAACAUCAUACUCUAGUAAUGAAUAAUUUUGUCGAUAUGAUACGUGACAAAAUGCCCAAGACAAAUUCAAAGACAACGCCUAACACAUCUGCCAAUUUAGCAAAUGGUAAUUCAUAAGAGUUUUCGUUUAUCUUCUCCUGAUGAUAUUGUGUACCAUAACCGUAUUAUGUUUACGGUUUAAUAGUUUUAGGAUUAACAACUUUUUUUUUACAAAUUAAUUUUUGUUAUUUAAAGAUUUAAGUAAUUAUUAUUUGUUACAUUCAAAUACAAGUUAUUGAAUUUAGCUGGUAAGUUAACUAUUUUGAUAAUGAUAUCUGUUAAUAAAUGAAAUAAUAAAUAGCGUUUUGUAAUAAACAUUUAAAUAUACAUGAAAUUUAUCAAUAAGUAUUUAACACAUAUU
Lucilia sericata (common green bottle fly) is the source of this 1454-nucleotide messenger RNA. RefSeq lists its product as uncharacterized. NCBI's taxonomy places the organism in Eukaryota, Metazoa, Arthropoda, Insecta, Diptera, Calliphoridae. The record is from RefSeq and is a predicted model, not a curated record. The coding region runs from base 164 to 1171 and encodes 335 amino acids. The transcript has 3 exons.